AUGGCCGUUCUAAGCUUCUUUCAUCCCUCUGAGUCUACAGCGCUGGUAGUACCUGCAGCGAAACUGAGGACGGUCAGCCAGCAUUUGCAUCACCAAGAAAUCCUGGAUUCCUCGGGGAUUCCCGGGGGACCUCCUGAAGCACCUCAGAAUGAAGCCUCUAGAGCUUCGUUCUUUUCUCUCCAAGGGUCUGGGCGGCUUCUGGACAGUCGACGCGCUGAUACUGCGUUCGUCGAGGCACACGCACGAUCAGAAGCAGGAGCCGCUAGGCCAGACACAAAGAAGUAUCCAGCUGUAAGUUGUCAGAUCUCCUUCCAUGGGCAUUACGACGAACCCCCCAUGGUACAGGUCAAAGCUGAAGCGCCUCUUGAUGAUGCCGUUACGGCCAUCUUUGUAGACGAAAGUAGCCGCUUUUGGGUUCACGGACUUCAGGGUAAUGUCAAGGUGCCAUCUAAUUUUACUUUUGGCGCUGAAGGGACGGAAGGAGAUUACGCAGACAUACACCCCCCUGCUGGCACAGGUAAACACCGCUACACGGUGAUUCUUUACUCUGGUGUACCCCACCUAGGGCCUAGACUCUCCUCGCUUGCUGGCACACCGUGGAAUAACAGGGAUCGGGCAGUUGAAUCGUUGAAAGUCAUCGAGGAUGACUUGAAGAAGGAGAAUGGACAGCAUCCAGAGGAGCUCUGCAGAUGCUCCGUUGAGGUGUCUGACGAAGACAUACAGAAUGCACUAGUCGUGUAG
Molecule: messenger RNA, 741 nt
Organism: Cyclospora cayetanensis
Lineage: Eukaryota; Apicomplexa; Conoidasida; Eucoccidiorida; Eimeriidae
Exons: 1
Coding region: 1-741 (246 amino acids)
Source: RefSeq, a predicted model, not a curated record